AUGCAGUCGCCUCCCGCCCUCCACGUCGACGCGCGCGACGUCAUCCGCCUCAUCCUCCAGUUCCUGCGGGAGCACCGUCUGUUCCACGCCCUGCGCGCGCUCCAAGACGAGACCCACGUGGCACUCGACGCCGUGGACUCGGUCGAGUCUCUCAUUAGUGAUAUCACUAAUGGGCGCUGGGACCUCGUGCUGCAGCAGACCCAGACCCUAUCGGUCGCUCCUGCGGUUCUCACAGACCUCUACGAGCUCGUGGUGCUCGAGCUGCUGGACGCGCAGGAGCUGGACGUGGCCCACGCGCUGCUGCGCCAGACGCCGGUGCUCGUGGCGAUGAAAGCAACGCAGCCAGAGCGGUUCAAGCGGCUGGAAGAGGGGAGGGGCGACAUCUUGGGGAAGGGCGACAUGUUGAUGAAAAACGCGCAUGGCGCGAGUCGACAAGAACGACGAGAGGAGGUCGCCCAGCUGAUCCGCAGUGCAGUGUCGACGGUCGAGCCGUCUCGUCUGCUGGUGUUACUGGGGCAGGCGCUCAAGUGGCAAGAAGUGCAGGGGUUGAUUGCGUCGGGAGAGGAGGUGGAUUUAUUCCAACAGGGAGGUUUGAAGCAGGAGACGGUGGAUCGUGUGGAGCAAAUCGUGCGGCGACCAGCGGGGAAGAUGAAGUUCAGUCAGGCGUCGAUGCCGCAGUGUGCGCAGUUCAGUCGGGAUGGACGGAUGCUCGUGACGGGGGCAAAAGACGGAUUCGUGGAGGUCUGGGAUGUCGACAAGUGCGCGCUGCGGAAGGACCUUGAGUACCAAGCAAAGGACGAGCUGAUGAUGCAUUCGGCGAGUGUAACAGCGGUAGUCUUUAGUCGGGAUGGAGAGCUGCUGGCAACAGGCAGUGAAGAUGGUUCUGUCAAGGUGUGGAAGGUUUCUACCGGCACGUGUCUGCGAUGUUUUGACACUGCGCACACGGAGAGCAUUCAAAGCGUCAUGUUCUCACGGGAUGGCACACAGGUGCUAACGGCUUCGUUUGAUCAUCUCGUCCGCAUUCAUGGUCUCAAGUCGGGGCAGACCCUAAAAGAGUUUCGUGGUCACCAGAGCUACGUCAAUACAGCCGUCUUUACUUCCGACGACAGCAAAGUUCUUUCGACGUCGAGCGACGGGACACUGAAGAUCUGGAACACAAAGACGACCGAGUGUCUGCAGACAAUCGAUCCGCCUCACGAGUCUUACAAUACUGAAGUCGAUGUCGUGAGUGCGUUGCUCAUACCAAGCACGUCUGGAAUGGGCGAGGAUAUCAUCAUAUGCACGCGUGCGAGCAACAUGUAUCGUGUGUCCAUGGCAGGAGACGUGGUGACGACAUACAAAGGAGAUCCUUUCGAGGACAAGAAAGUUGGCAACUUUGUUGCUUGUACGCUGUCGAUGCGUGGCAAAUGGUUGUACGGUGUGACCGACAAGGGGUUCAUCGUGAGCUUCACCGCCGCAACAGGUGAACUCGAAUCCUCUCUGCAGAUUUGCAACGCCGAUGCGUUCGGCAUUGCUCAUCACCCCCACCGCAACAUUGUGGCGACGUAUGGAAGUGACCGACGCGUUCGACUAUGGAGAGCGUGA
Molecule: messenger RNA, 1584 nt
Organism: Peronospora matthiolae
Lineage: Eukaryota; Oomycota; Peronosporomycetes; Peronosporales; Peronosporaceae
Source: the annotation of a GenBank genome assembly